Molecule: messenger RNA, 878 nt
Organism: Rubroshorea leprosula
Lineage: Eukaryota; Viridiplantae; Streptophyta; Magnoliopsida; Malvales; Dipterocarpaceae
Source: the annotation of a GenBank genome assembly
ACCCAAACAUUAUUUCCCAAGAUAAAGAUACAACCAUUUUCAUUGGUUGAAGCAAAUGGAACCGAAGAUUACACAAUACAGAAACCAUCCAACGUGGCAUUGGCAUCCUCAAAAAAUUCACAAGCAGGAAGAAAAAUCCAAAGCUUUCCGUGACUCAUCAAUGGCGAUCUCGGCACCAUCUCCGGUUGCUUCCUUUAGCAGAAUCGAACAGACCCACUUCCCCCUCUCCAAGCAGCCCCGAUUCAACCCCAAGUUUUACCCCAAAAGGCCUCUAACAAUUGUUUCCAUGGCACCCAAACAAAAGGUUAACAAGUACGAUGAAAACUGGAAAAAACAAUGGUACGGUGCCGGAAUCUUUGUCGAAGGAAGCGAAGAGGUGCAGGUGGAUGUGUUCAAGAAGCUGGAGAAACGGAAGGUUCUGAGCAACGUGGAGAAAGCCGGUCUGUUGUCCAAGGCGGAGGAGCUGGGCUUCACGCUUUCGUCUAUAGAGAAGCUUGGCGUGUUUUCUAAGGCGGAGGAGCUGGGGCUACUCAGCUUGUUGGAGAAGGCGGCGACUGUGUCCCCCUCCACACUGGCGUCAGCGGCGCUUCCCGCAUUGGUGGCGGCCAUUGUUACUAUUAUUGUAAUACCCGAUGACUCGGUGGGGCUCGUGGCGGUGCAGGCGGUGGUGGCCGGGGCUCUUUGCGUUGGUGCCGCUGGCUUGUUUGUCGGCUCUGUUGUAUUGGGUGGUCUACAGGAAGCCGACUGAUGCUUCCUUUUCCCCUUUUUCAUAUCUUUUCCUUUGCGCACUAUAAAAUUUUCUGAUUUUUGUGUUUCAACGAGGGUUAGUGUAAACUUUUUGUACCGCCUGUCCCUUAAAAUAAUUUAGAAUUUGUUUC